Molecule: messenger RNA, 186 nt
Organism: Penicillium mononematosum
Lineage: Eukaryota; Fungi; Ascomycota; Eurotiomycetes; Eurotiales; Aspergillaceae
Exons: 2
Coding region: 1-186 (61 amino acids)
Source: RefSeq, a predicted model, not a curated record
AUGGUACUAGCAGCCCCAGCCAUCGAGUUGAACAACGAUGCUCCUCCCUCAAGUGGAUGCUAUCCAUUACAACAGGUUACUUUCAUCUCUUCAACCGUGCAGCAGGCGGCUGUGACCCUCCCUGGGUCUAUGUUGGAGAUUCGGUGGGGUCACUUCCUGGAUAUCACUGCAGGAAAUAAACAGUGA